Orbicella faveolata is the source of this 2212-nucleotide messenger RNA. RefSeq names its product guanine nucleotide-binding protein G(i) subunit alpha. NCBI's taxonomy places the organism in Eukaryota, Metazoa, Cnidaria, Anthozoa, Scleractinia, Merulinidae. The record is from RefSeq and is a predicted model, not a curated record. Gene Ontology annotation, molecular function: G-protein beta/gamma-subunit complex binding; GTPase activity; G protein-coupled receptor binding. Gene Ontology annotation, biological process: adenylate cyclase-modulating G protein-coupled receptor signaling pathway. Gene Ontology annotation, cellular component: cytoplasm; heterotrimeric G-protein complex.
AUCCGGGACUUUUCGUUCCCAGAAGUCGUGUCGCGCAUGGUUUGCUCAGUGUGCGGGCGUGGUUGUGGUUGGUUGUUGUAAUAAAAGCGAACUUCGAACGCCAUAACUUGCUUGGAAAACCGGAUAACGACCUUCAUGCAUGGCGAAGUCGUAAGAUAUUUUAACGCAUGUUAGUCGGGUAAGAGUCCCCUCGAGCAUCCAAUCAUUACAGUUGGGCUUCUGUUUGUGGUUUACGUAACUGCCGGACUGUCAAAGUUCUCACGAACGGCCAAGCUUAGCGAGUGAAACUCAAAUUUUCGAACUCUAAAUAUCAACAUGGGUUGCACACUCAGUGCUGAGGACAAAGCUGCUGUGGAAAGGAGCAAGAUGAUCGAUAAAAACCUUCGAGCUGACGGAGAAAGAGCAGCCAGAGAGGUCAAGCUUCUCCUUUUAGGUGCUGGUGAAUCUGGGAAAAGUACCAUUGUGAAACAGAUGAAGAUUAUUCAUGAACAUGGCUACACUCAAGAAGAAUGUGCCCAGUAUAGACAAGUUGUAUAUAGCAACACAAUACAGUCAAUGAUUGCCAUUAUCAGAGCAUUAGGGACACUGAAGGUUGAAUUUGGUAACUCUGAUAGAGCAGAUGAUGCCAGAGAGCUUUUUGCUUUAGCUGGUAGCAUGGAGGAUGUUAAGUUCACACCAGAACUUGUAUCUAUUAUGAAGAGAUUAUGGAAUGAUUCAGGAGUACAGAACUGUUUUGCAAGAUCAAGAGAAUAUCAGCUAAAUGAUUCUGCAGCGUAUUACCUGAAUGCACUCGACAGACUAGGAUCACCAGAUUAUGUUCCAACAGAGCAAGAUGUGCUCAGAACAAGAGUCAAGACAACUGGAAUUGUCGAGACUCACUUCACAUUUAAAGAUCUUCACUUCAAGUAAGCGGAAUUGAUGUAUAACCAGUGUAGUUGCACACUGUUGAUCAUCACCCUCUGCAUCGUNCUCAGUGCAUAUGAUUUAGUACUGGCUGAAGAUGAGGAAAUGAACCGUAUGAUGGAGAGCAUGAAGCUAUUUGACUCAAUCUGUAACAACAAGUGGUUUACAGAUACAUCUAUUAUCCUCUUCCUCAACAAGAAAGAUCUGUUUGCAGAGAAAAUCACCAAGUCACCUUUGACCAUCUGCUUCCCUGAAUACACAGGUUCAAACACAUACGAGGAAGCCGCUGCUUACAUUCAGCUCCAGUUUGAAAACCUCAACAAGAGAAAAGACACAAAAGAGAUCUACACCCACUUCACUUGUGCCACAGACACAAACAACAUCCAGUUUGUGUUUGAUGCUGUCACAGAUGUUAUUAUCAAGAACAACCUCAAGGACUGUGGACUGUUUUAAACUUCACAAUACUCUGUAAACAGUCUGAGGGAUUGUGUAUUUGUACAAAAGAUGUCCUGAAGAUUAGUUUUGUGUACAGACCUAGGCAGAUGUUUUUAUAAAAAUGUCCAGUGAUGUUCUCUCUGCUCUAUCUAGUAGCUGACCUCGUGCUGUUAAACAAACCAAUGAAUAUUGACAUACACAUCCGAUAUGGACAACAGUACUCCAUUUCCUUGUUGCUAGACAACAGAAGGAAUCAUGAAAUCGGACCCAAAACUAUUUCAGAGUGUAAAAAGAGAAGUUAAUCCCACUAAUUUAAUUUAAAAGAUUGGCAUUGUGAGGGUUAAUCUUAGAAUUACUGGAAGCAUUGUUUUGUAUGUUAGUUAAGCUCGUAAUAUUAUAAUGCAUAAAGUCGUAAAAAAAAAAUUUCCGUGAUCUAUUACUUACACUUUUAUGAAGAAAGCUAAAUUAACAAUAUUUAAACUACUUGAACUUCUGCCGAGGUUUUGAUAAAAGUGGGUGAAGUUUCAGCCUUCAAACAUGAGCGAGACAUGUGAGGUUCCACUUGCGUUCAGGAUAAAAAAAUCCUCUCCAGAGAGAUAAUGGAAAGUCGGAUUGCUUCCAAAGCCUUUUCUUACUGUAGUGAGAAGAGAGUGACUAAUAACUGAACUGUAAAGCGCCAAGAUAGGUGGAAGAAGAAAGGAGAAAUAUGUUUUAUGUUACUAAGGUUAUGCCAUUGAAAUGUCUCUCUAACUUAAUGAAAUGAUAUUACUGUUAUUUACCUGCAGCUGUGAUAAUUCAAAAGGAUCUUAUCUGUAUAUUAGGGAUCUUGAAUGAUUCGACAAGAGACUAUUAUUAAAAGGAUGAUUUUAAAGAC